AUGACACCAAGCUUCUACGGCUUCGCCGGUGGCCUCGGCGGCCUACCCACGGGGAGGUCUACCGCCGGCACGCGCGGAGUUGCUGCCGCUGACUUGGCAUCAGCAGGAUCGAGCGGGGCAAAGGGGCUGCAGGAUGGGGGCGGGAGCGGGGCAACCGGAAGCGCGAAGGGCUCGCCGUUUGCGGCGGCGUCUUGGCUGAAAGAACGCGUGCGCGAUGGGAAACGGAGGGUGCAAAUGCAGGUAAUGUCAAUGGUGCCGGACACAAGCAUGGACGCGAAGUGCUUCGACGACGCUCCCGUGCCGGUGGACGAGAGAGGUUUUCACGUCAACGGGUGGCGAUGGCACUCUCGGGCUGUUUUGCGCGACAUCGCGCGGUUUCGACGAGCGGCGUUGCUGGCUGCGGAGGCAACCGGUGGGGCGGACGGGGGGGGUGAGAAGGGCGCGGCGGCGGUGGAGCGGGUGGCCAAGUGCUAUGGCUUCAUGUGGACGUUCAGUGUGACGAAGCUGCACAACACGGAGACGAGUCUGUUCUUCCCGUGGCUGAGGGACUUGGUACCAAAGGAGGUGCUACCUCCGCUGAGCGAGUUCGACCGGGAGAGGGAGGGGGUCGUGCGGAUAGGGAAGAAGAUCGGCCAGUUCGUGGCCGAAGCGGAGCGGGCGUCCGCCUCCAAGUCCUCGUCGCCAAGAGCGGCUUUGCUCCGGUGCGCCGAGCUCGCAGAAGAGCUCGAGGCCAAGGCGGCACGGCUGGCGAGGGUUCAGGAGGCGGCCAUUGUCCCGGUGACGGCGGCGUACGCCACCUCCAAGCAGCAGUGGAAGUUCAACGACAAGGUGAUCUUUAGCCUCGGAUUGGUGGAUGCCCAGGUGUUCCUGGUGGCGAUGCACGACGCCAUCAAGUCCGACCGGGAGGAGUUCAACAAAUUCCGCAAGAAUGUCCCGAAGUUUGCGCGAGCCCUCAUCCCGACGUGGCGACGAGUCUUGUACCUCCCUCGAGCGGGCUGCCUAGAAGACUCUGCCGACGUUGUCGUCGCUCCCUAG
Ectocarpus siliculosus is the source of this 1035-nucleotide messenger RNA. Lineage: Eukaryota; Phaeophyceae; Ectocarpales; Ectocarpaceae. The record is from the annotation of a GenBank genome assembly.